AAAACUUAAUCUUCCAACAUCUUUAUGUGACAGUUGAUUUUGAAGCCCUAGAGGAUAGAAUUCCUUGAUGUAAAGUUCCUGAGAUUGCACUCCUUAGGAACUUGAAGGCUUUGAAACUGAACAAACAAGCACCACUCUGAUCACGUCACUCAGACAAUGGUUUUCAGCCCAUCUGCAGACUUGAUUUACUGCAAUGGAUGAUGGUGGAGGAAGAGUUCUCCUAGAUGUUCUCAAUGAUCCCCAUGCAUUGGAAACUUUCUUGGGACUGAGCGAUUCAAAAUGCUCUUCACCACAGUCAUCGGACGUGACAUCUUCUGUGGAUGCUACCCGACUGCUGGGGGAUGCAGAUUUCUCAAGCUCUCUUGAUGGAGUGAAUGCAGUGAGCAGCACAACCCCUGAAGAUGCACUGGAAGAGCUUCUUCGUGGUGCAUCCUCUGACCAUGUGGACUUGGGUCCACAUUCCCAUCCUUUCCAGAUCUCUCCCACAACUCCAGCCUCCACUCCUCCACCUAUCCUGGCGACAGCUGGGCAGCCAGCCAUUUUUGGUUCUACAUUAAGAGCUCAGCUUAUGACUGUACCCCGGAUGAUCCAACCAAAACAGCCGCAGAUCUUGCCAAAGAUCCAAGGAAGCUCCAAGGCUGCUCGAACAUCCUCACCAGGUCCAAGUGCAGCAAAAGUGACAUCUGCUCCAACUCCCAUUAUUGUGAAUCAGCAAAUGGUCCUUUCUCAGCCUGUGCUCAUUCAAACUCCAACAGGAGGAAUGCAAUUCGUACUUCGCCCAGCUGCUCCUCAAGUUAGCCAAGCGGGUCAACUGCUCACACUUCCAUUGCAAGGACAGCCUGCUGCAUCCUUGCAAUUGGGAGCCCCAAAGACUACAGAUCAGCCUCAAAUGAUGCUGCCAGGGACAACAACAGCCUUGGCAGCUUCAAGUCAAGGCCAGGCAUUGAUCAUUCCUCAACUAAUGAACCAGCCUGUACGUUCCUCACUCCCCUUAAUACAGAUUGGGGGAACCACCAUGCAGCUUCAGCAGAUCCAGACUCCAAAUGGCAUCAUGACUGUGGCAAUCCCUGCUCCCAGUCAGACUUUGAAUCUCCAAAGUGCUGCGGCUGUGCGCCCUGCAGUCACUCGGACGUCUGCAUCUGUUGCCACCUCUUCCGUGAAUCAUCAUGUGCAAAACUCCAUCAGUAUUAGCCUCCCUGUGUUUCACAACAAUAGUGGCUCUGUCGAUGCUGCAGCAAUGGGAUCUCAGAGCAAGCAUCGACCUCCUGUGAUAAAUGCCAUGUUGGCCAAUGGUGAGGCGCUGGGUGACCUUGACAAGCCACCGCCAAAGAAGAAGGCCAAGAAGAAAAAGAAGAAGGUAGAAGGUCCAAAGCCAUCCAGUCUGCUGAAUCCAGAUGAACUAUUGAUGCAAGCCGUGAGGGAAGCAGGAAUUGGAGAUGAUGACUUCCUUGAGGACCUAAUGCCACCUGCAAGUGGCCCAGAAGUGUUCCGCUCUGAUUCUUUAAUCCCUGGUUCUCUAGAUCCUUCCCAACAUGCUAGUCUAGCCAAACCUCCAGGUCCACAUUCUCAUGUGAAUGCUGAAAUGGUUGGAACCAACCACUUACCCUCUUUGACAUCCACACCAAUCCUCAAUCAGAACUCUGGUGCAAGCGUCUCCCUAUCCUCGGCUGGGAAAGUGAUUUUCUCAACACCGUUUCCCUCUCAGCAGUGUUUGGUGCCGUUUACAUGCAGUGACAGUGUGGUCCAGAGCCAGAAUCCCGGUAUCCAGGCAGCAUCAAUCCAAGCCUCUUCAAGACCAGGUGUCUCAGUACAAAAUAUGCCCUCCCUGGCAGCUCAGACUCCAGGCAAUGCAGUGCUAUUAUCUCAGAAUCCUGGGAAAGGGAAUUGUCCAACAUACAUUGCCAUCUCGACCACAAGUAAUGCAGGCUCCAGCAGGGCUGUGAUCUCCAAUUCAACUGUGAUAGCCUCAAGUUCAUCCAGAACAGAGCCCACAAUGAACCACAUUUUUCAGAAAAAGAACAAUACCACGUAUCCUAGUGCAAAGAAAAAACGGCCCAUAUGUCCAGCCAGCAGUGGGGAAACACAGGCACCAGAGCCUGCAGUGACCCUGAUGGCUGCACAGCCACAAGUAAGCCAAACUUUGCACAUCCAACCUUUUCUUGCUAACACCCUCACUUCCCCUGUGACUAACCCGGUGACUCUGAAGCAGCAUGCCUCUCCCAAUGUGGUUGUCCAGCCAGAUGGAGCACUCCUUCCUUGCAGCCGCAAAUUCACUGCUUCUUCCUCUUUUCCUGCACACACUCUGAAAUUGUCUCCAUCUAUUGCUUUGCCUCGCAAUCCACACUUCACAGAAGCUUCUCCCAAUCCUUACCAGCAGCCGGUACUAAUCCAGACCACGUCUCCAAGUUCCUCGGUGAGCGUGAGUAAUGGUCAGCCUGCUUCUGGUGUCGUCGUACAUUCAGGAGGGCAGCUUGUGCUUCAACCUGGUCAGCGGGUCCAAGCAAUCCAACUUAGUGAAGAACAUCAGCAGGCAAGUCUGCUUUUCUGCACUAAGCUUCUGGCUUUUAACUUGCGUGCUGUGCAGUCGCAAAUCUUGAAGUUACAGCAGGAAAAGAGCUUGAGUCCUAUGCAGAAGCAGUUGCUGGAGAAGCUGAUUGCAGCACAGAAUCGCAUCUUAGCCCAGGGCCGACCUGUGGACCCUCGGGAUUCCAAGGUUUCAUGGGCCAUCCCCACCAUACCCAGACCUCAAGCUCAAGGUGUUGCUCUGGUAUCAGUCAGUACAAAUUCUGCACCUGUGAGGUACUUGCACCAAGUGGGUCCACAGAUCAUUGCCCUCACACCACAACAGAAGCAAUCCACUGGGAAGGUGGGUCAGUCGAUUGGGUCUGGACCAGCAUCUGUGAUGGGUGAAACUGCAAAGGUAACCCUUUUGCAGAAGAUUGCACCAGCUCCCUCCCCAGCAACCUCACCUCCUGCGACCUCUGCCUCGACUGCUGCCCCUGGUGCUACCAUCUACAACUUGGCACAAUCGUCAGGCACAACAACUCUGACUACUCAGGUUCAAGUACAGGUGCAGGUGACAGGGAAUGGGUCCAAGGAUCAAAGUGGGAUGCUGCUUUCCCCUCAUCUGCAGUCCCAGUGUCAGGCACAAGUUCAACCACAAGCACAAACCCCAUGCCAGGGCACAAGAAGUAUCAGUACUUCGACUCCAGCCCAUGCUCAGGCUCAGCAGAUGAUCAUCUCUGGUGUGGCCCGGCAGAUCCCUGCCAUUCUCCUCUCUCCUGUAGUUGCCACCUCCUCUCCUGUGGUGACUACUCAAACAGAGUCUGUCUCAAGCCCAGCUGUUUCUAUGGCACUCAAGGAACGCCAACUUCUAUUUGAGAGCCAGCUAAAGACAGAUGAGGUUGCUGCUCACAACCCUGACUGUAAAACACCCUGGCGAUCUAAGGAGGACAUGGUGAAGCGACUCAUGCCUUACCAUGUCUUCUAUGAGCCCCUCCCCAGCUCUGAAAUGCUUCAGCUUGAGAAAGAUGGCUUUGAGGAUCGAUGUCAGUACCUGAUGAACAAGAUGCGGUAUAUGUUGAACAAGUACCAAUACCUUCUCCUCAAGGACAGCAUGAGGGAAGUGCCAUCAGCAGAGCAGGUGAUGUUAGAACGUACCUUUUACUCUGAGGAGAAGACACGGCUGUUACAAGAUCGAGAGCUGGUCAAAAGAGGAGAAUCUCUGUCUCUGCCCCUACCUCCUGAUCACUGGGACCUUGAUCUCCCCCACUUGAGAACAUCAUUAGAGAGCGAAGCAAAUCUGGCAACCUCGCCCCAGCCGGUCAUCAAACCGUGCUCGGUGGUGAUGAGUGAUGUGCUUAAGAGUGACUUGCCCCUAGUGAACCCCAAAGUAUCACGGAGUAACAAGGGUGGGGUUGACCACUAUGAGUCCCUACCCAUAUUGAAUGGGUUGGCACGCAACCACAAAGUGGAAGCUGCCCCCACUCCCACAUGCAACGGGGAACCUGAUCCUGCUCUCGACGCAGCUGUCCGCAGCAUCCUUCUGUGAUCCCACAACCACAUCUCAGUCCAUUAGUUUUUUUCUUUAUCUUUUCCCCAAGUUCCUCUCCCUUGAUUUUCUGUAUUUCAUGAAAUUCUUCUGGUAUAGGUGUUGUCAGCAGUCAAAGCUUUCAUGACAUGGUGUUCCCUGAGAAAGCACUCUCUGCUAUUUCAACCAGCCAAAUUAUCUAGGAGUAAUAAUGGAGUCAAAUUGGUAUAUGGCAUCCAUGCAAGGGCUAGUGAUGAAGUCAAGUGUCUCACAGAGGAUGCUGUGAUUUCCCGGUUGUGAAAAUGUGCCUUUUUUGCCUCACAUCUCUGCGCCAAGUCAUUCUUGAGUCCGAGGAAACUUGCUGUCCCGUGACGAUGAUUCUGCUCAGGUGUUGUUAUAAAAAAUACCCUUCCUUGCAAUCAAGAGAUAUUCCCUUCUUUCUCUCCUUAUAAUGGUUUUUCUUUCAAUUGUGAUAGGUUUCUGCUAUUUUUUUCUGUUUCCAUCUGAUGAUUGACUGAACAGCAACUUCCACCUAGACUAAUUGAGAUUGUGAUAUUGGUUCUAGUAGGCCUUAUGAUGGUCUGGCAGCAGUCUCUUUUCCCAGUAUGAUGGUCUGAAAAAAAAAAUAUUUUUCAUUUCUCCCAUAUUUAUUUUCAUGGAAAGCAAUUUUCUUGCAGAUUUGAUUCUGUUUUUAUAUGUAUUGAUGAAUUUUUCUGGAUAGAGUUGGGCUUUUUUGCACCUUUGGUGACUGAGGAUGUUGGCCAAAUGUACUGCAUCAUGCCUAAGGAGUAAUUUUGAGAACACUGGUCCUGAACAUGAGCUAUUGACUGCAGAAAUCUCACAUCUUGCCAUUCAUAGUGCAAAAUCAAGUUGCAAGUGCAAAAGGCUGCAGGUUUCCUGCAGCCAGGGCUAUCCUUCCAUUAUAUAGUCAUAAAUACUUUCCAUGUGAUACUGUGCAUAAUUUUGAAUUCCCAGUUUUUUCCUGGGCUCCUUUCCCUGUAUAAUUUGCCUCUGCUGGAAAUGAAAUUUUAGGACUUCAGAUGAAUGUGGAGAAUUUCCACAAGAGUCAAGGAUUCAAACAAUUUGCACUUAAGAUUUUGCAGACUUUUUUUUAAGUAUUUUUUUCAUGUUCCUCCUGUGGUGUGAAACGCUGCAGUUGCGCCAGUGAUAUCCAAUUGAUGGUUUCAAUCUGUGUCUCUUGUUCAUGACAGUGCAUGUAAGUUUUUUUUGCAGAAAAGAAGCAAAUAUUAUGAUGUUCUGCAUA
Darwinula stevensoni is the source of this 5294-nucleotide messenger RNA. The record is from the annotation of a GenBank genome assembly. Lineage: Eukaryota; Metazoa; Arthropoda; Ostracoda; Podocopida; Darwinulidae.